AUGCCCAUGAAAGAGCCCUCGCAGUCGAUGGCGACGGGGAUCAUCAUCGGCAUCACAGUCGCGGGCGUGUUCUUCCUUCUGAUCGUCAUCACGCUGCUGCACUGGUGCUCGCGAAGGAUGCACCCCCGGAAGAUCAUCGGCGGCAGCGGCGAAGGCGAAGGAGGGCACUACGCCAGGGGCCAUCGGAGCAGCGAUGAGAGCACAAGGGUUAGCGAGAUGAGUGAAGUUGACGGUGACGGCGGUGGACAGGUGGACAUGGUGGACAUGGUGUAA
This is a messenger RNA of Tricharina praecox, 273 nucleotides long. RefSeq lists its product as uncharacterized. The record is from RefSeq and is a predicted model, not a curated record. The transcript has 2 exons. Lineage: Eukaryota; Fungi; Ascomycota; Pezizomycetes; Pezizales; Pyronemataceae. The coding region runs from base 1 to 273 and encodes 90 amino acids.